CCUUGCAUCUUCUCGCGGCUGGCUUGCUGCUGCUCUCCCCCGCACACAGGAGCCUGCUGCUGGCCGCUGGACGAUGGCGUUAACGGGGCUUCUGCUGCUGCUGGAGCUGGGUCUGUACGCCAGCUGCUUCAUCUGCGGGAUUGUUGCCGCCGCCUCCGUCACCAUAGUCCAGGGUAAUUUCGGGGGUCGCUGUAUGCUGUAUGGACUCGUCAGCUACAAUGAGUCCACGAGCCAAAUUGGAGUGCAGUCAUCCAGCUCCUCGUCUCUGUGCUAUUUUGUGUCAGCCAUAUCAGUCUUGGUGGCGGUGGUGUGUUUCUCGCUGUCUCUGUACUGGCUGUACACUUUCUGCAUCGACGGGGAGAUCAAAAGGGAGCGCAUGUGGAUGAACGUGAUCAUAGUCGUGUGCGGCGUCUUCCUGUUCUUCCUGCUCAUCACAGGCUGCAUGUUGAAGAUCGGACGCGACACGCUCUGCAACUCCGUCGUUCAAACCGUUCACAACAUUACCAGCUGCGAGGACGCCCAGACCAAACAAUGGGUCAGUCCGCUUAAAGGAGGAAAGUUCUACAGCAAUCUAUACAAAGCAGAGACGGCAGUGUGGGUCAACUUCUUCUUCUGGCUCAUCAUCGGGGUGCUGGUGAUCUUUCAGAGGCGUCAAAGCUCCGGGGCGAAGGCGAUCGUAGGAGGGUAUGGUGGGCCGGCCGGAGGGCUCUUCGGCGAUCCGGGAGUGACAGCUGCAGAGACGGAGCCGUUUUUCAACCGUCCUGCAAGGCCACAGUGAGGAUAGGAUGAUGGGUGCCAAGGAUGACUUGCAAAAAUAUAUAGUAUUUACUACAACAUGUGGGAGUAAAUGUGGAAAAAGGGCUAGAUACAGUUGUCUUUGUAUUUCAGUGACUAUUGAC
Molecule: messenger RNA, 899 nt
Organism: Larimichthys crocea (large yellow croaker)
Lineage: Eukaryota; Metazoa; Chordata; Actinopteri; Sciaenidae
Gene: tmem179ba
Product: transmembrane protein 179Ba
Exons: 5
Coding region: 74-778 (234 amino acids)
Source: RefSeq, a predicted model, not a curated record